GAGAGACUGGCACAAGGCGAGGGCGUAAGCAACGAGGCCAACACUGCCGAGGAGAAGCCGCUAAACUCCCUACUACAGCGCACACAGUACACAGCCCAGAGCCUAGCAGCGACCAUGACGGAGGCCUUCAUGGGAUACAGCGAGGACUUCGAGCAGUGCCGCGACGACGCCAUGUCUGACAUCCGCGCCAUCCCCAAGGCGCGCAGCCCCGGCGAGCGCAACGACCUCACGGAGCGCGCCCAGGGCAACAUCUCGGAGGCCGAGCGCUACAUGCGCAUUCUCGAGAGCGAGUCGCGCGCCGGCGACUCGCAGGACCGGCGGCGGAUGCACCAGCAGCUGCGCACGUUCAAGUCGCAGCUGGACAAGCUCAAGGCCAACCUGGAGCGCUCCAAGCUCAUGGACGGCAGCCAGCAGCGCCAGCAGGCCAGCGCGCCGCAGGACAACGUGGCGCGCUACCAGCAGCGCACGGACCGCAUCGACGACCACCUGACGGACGCGCAGAACAUCAUCGCGCGCACGGAGGCCACGGCGCAGAACAUCAACAACAACCUGGCCGACCAGCGCGAGCAGCUCAUCAACGUGCGCACCAACGUGGACGCCACGCGCGAGGACACAGCAGAGGCCGGCAUGCACCUAAAGAAGCUCAAGUGCAAGAUGGCGUCGCAGAUCGUCUUCCUCUACGUCGUCAUCCUCGGCCUCAUCGUCGUGAUCAUCUGGCAGGUCAUCUCCAAGUUUACAUAAGCCGAAGCUGCACAUGGGGCGACGCCAUGCUCUGCGUGGACGCUGGGACAAUGGGGUUCAAAUGGACGCGACUCGCUGCUGGGCUGGCGGAGAUCACCCUGUACGACACAUUUUUGCGUGUAACUAAGAACAAGGUGAAUGCAUUUAUAUCGAG
This is a messenger RNA of Phytophthora sojae, 895 nucleotides long. RefSeq lists its product as hypothetical. Gene Ontology annotation, cellular component: late endosome membrane; endoplasmic reticulum membrane; SNARE complex. Gene Ontology annotation, molecular function: SNAP receptor activity; SNARE binding. NCBI's taxonomy places the organism in Eukaryota, Oomycota, Peronosporomycetes, Peronosporales, Peronosporaceae. The coding region runs from base 115 to 741 and encodes 208 amino acids. Gene Ontology annotation, biological process: intracellular protein transport; vesicle-mediated transport; vesicle fusion. The transcript has 2 exons. The record is from RefSeq and is a predicted model, not a curated record.